CCCAGCCAUUCGUAGCCCCGGCCUCCUUCCGUAGGUAACGCUUUGGAACAUAAGGACAGCAAACAUUGUGUCUUUUGAACUCUCUUGAUCCUUGAAGCUUCGUCAUCUGCUCUAUUUUUUUUUCUUUUUCUUCAUGACUGAACACCAACCACGAAUUCACGACAUUGCUUUAAUUUAGCGACGAACUGCGACCAUUUCGACUUCCUAAGCUCUCGACAACGUCUCGAUUGCUAAUAACUGGCUGUUGAACAAGUGUAGCUUAGGCGCAGAUCUCUCGACGGUUCUCAACGGCAGCAAUAGAGCUCUAGGGAAGCUCCAGCAACAUCGAUUUGAGCAUCAGCUUUCCGGGAUUUCGGUCCGCAAUAUUGCAACUACUUGUCAGAGCCAACAGAGCUUCUAAUAUUGCUUCACAUCGAUCAAAAUGACGUUGAAGGAGGAAUUCGCGACCCGCAACUUCAGUAUCUACGGACAAUGGCUGGGAGUUCUGAGCAUGAUCCUUUGCUUUGCUCUGGGCAUUGCAAACAUCUUCACCUUUAGGCUGUUGAUCAUUAUCUUCAGCGUCAUUUGCUUAGUCUCGUCCUUCGUCAUCCUUUUCAUCGAGGUGCCGCUGCUGCUCCGCAUCUGCCCUACCUCAUCAACAUUCGACGAUGCGAUCCGCAAGGUCUCGACCAACUACAUGCGCGCGGCCGCCUACCUAGUCAUGGGUGUCGUGCAGUGGCUGUCGCUCCUAGGAGGCGCAUCUUCACUCAUCGCCGCCGCUGUGUUCCUUACGCUCACUGCCAUCUGCUACGCUCUUGCUGGCGUCAAGGGACAGGCGUUUGUUGGUAGCAAGACUCUGGGUGGCUCGGGUGUUGCGCAGAUGAUUGUAUGAUCUUGGUCGGACGCCGAUGCUAUUCGAGAUGGCUGGACUGCUGUGCGAACGCAUGUUAAGCCGGAUGAAUGGUUGGCCUUGAGCCAUUGCGAGAUUCGGUAGGAAUCUCUUUUUCUAUUUUAUUUACAAGCCGGAGGGCUGAGUAUCUCCAUGGUACAUCACAUGGGGUGCUUGUCUUGAUUUCUGGCAGGUGACUGUAUACGUGUGCUAAAAGGGCUUUGUUUGAGAGAUGGGACGGGAUUUUGCGAACAUUCAUGAACUGUGCUGUUCUGGUGUCGUCAUAAAGGCCACCGGGCACUUGUGUUAUGCGGCAGGGUGCCGCGGACUGGACAAGCUGAAGAUUGAUUGCGAGGGCUUAUGUCAUUGAUUGGGUUGUUAACAGUAGGACCUCGGACUUUCGAAUGCCGUUAGGAGUCUGGAGUUGAAUUACAUGAUUCUCUUGCAUUAUGGACGGGCCGCACUUUUGAAAGUGCAAUAGUUAUAGGUCUACGACUCCCUGGUCUAGAAUAAAAGCCUCGUGUUGGAGGAAACUUGGAUUGAUAUCUGGGUUAAACAAUG
This is a messenger RNA of Pyricularia grisea, 1429 nucleotides long. RefSeq lists its product as uncharacterized. NCBI's taxonomy places the organism in Eukaryota, Fungi, Ascomycota, Sordariomycetes, Magnaporthales, Pyriculariaceae. Gene Ontology annotation, biological process: vesicle-mediated transport. Gene Ontology annotation, cellular component: Golgi membrane. The transcript has 4 exons. The record is from RefSeq and is a predicted model, not a curated record. Bases 422 to 871 code for a protein of 149 amino acids.